Messenger RNA from Mesorhabditis belari, 794 nucleotides. The record is from the annotation of a GenBank genome assembly. Lineage: Eukaryota; Metazoa; Nematoda; Chromadorea; Rhabditida; Rhabditidae.
UAAAUGGAGAUCCGUCUUGCCCGAAUGACUGGGAUACGUGCCAUUAUCAAGCCUACGAUAUCGCAUCAAUGGUCUAUUGGGGUGAAGCGCCGGAUACGGUGACCGUGUUUCAUGAAGAUGUCUCCGUGGAGGUCAAACUGCACCGUGCUCCAUCCCCGUCCAUGUACACGAAUGAUAUCUCCGUUUGUGUUGGACCUAUGCAUUGGGAUUUCUCGAGGUUCGUGGCUGGCCAUUGCUUCCAUUCAACAAAUAUGUUAGUGAUGCUAAAGAGAUCGGUUGUCUAUUCGAUUCAGUGGAAUCCCAACUUGUACACCUACAAUGUGGCUCAUCAUCGUGAAAUGUACGAUUGCGGGUUCUGGUCGGCUUCGAAAUGGACAUUCUACGGGGAUCUCGAUGAUUUACCGUAUAUUCGCGAGAAAAAGGGCAUUAACAUUCCCAAAGAGGAGGCUCUCUAUUUGCAUAUGAGGGCCAAUUUUGAUUGGGACCCAAAUGUGACCAGAAUCGAGAAUCGAAAAUACAUGGAUGUCAAGUUUUUUAAAGAGAAAGCAAUUGAUGAAAAGCUAGAAGAAAUCCGUGAAAGGAUUCGCGAGAUUUUGCGGGAGGAGAAACCCGAAUAUCGGGGAUUCGAAGUGAUGGCAGCGAUGGAUCGAUGUGUCAAAAGAUUGAAACAAGAAGACGAGCCAUUCAAUAGGACGGAAUGUUGGAACCCGGGCGCCCCGUGUUUCGGCGAUAUUUACCCGUUGGACGAGUGGGUGCUGGCGAAACCGGAAGAGAACAACAAAUUUCACAUUCUU